This is a messenger RNA of Doryrhamphus excisus (bluestripe pipefish), 3444 nucleotides long. RefSeq names its product TP53 regulating kinase (gene tp53rk). Gene Ontology annotation, cellular component: EKC/KEOPS complex; cytosol; nucleus. Gene Ontology annotation, molecular function: protein serine/threonine kinase activity; ATP binding. Lineage: Eukaryota; Metazoa; Chordata; Actinopteri; Syngnathiformes; Syngnathidae. The record is from RefSeq and is a predicted model, not a curated record. Gene Ontology annotation, biological process: protein phosphorylation.
CUUCCGGUUAACACCGCUUGACCCGGAAGUAAACAUGACCAGCGACAGCAACCUCGCAAUAAUGGAGCUCCUUAGCAAAGCCGAGUUACUAAAGCAAGGCGCUGAAGCGAGAAUAUACAAGACUUUGUUUCUAGGAAGACCGACGAUUGUAAAAGAAAGAUUCCAAAAACGUUACAGACUUCCGCUCUUGGAGGAAAAACUCACACAUCGACGGACUGUUCAAGAAGUUCGAUCCAUUCUAAGAUGUCGGCGAGCAGGCAUAUCUGCUCCUGUGGUGUACUUUGUGGACUACACAUCUCACUGCAUUUUCCUGGAAGAAAUACAAGAUUCAUCCACGGUGCGUGACCACAUUGCAUCCACUCAGCGAUCUACUUCCUCUGUUUCUGAUGUGUCACUGGAGUGCCUGGCACAGAUGAUGGGCAGCACUUUGGCCAAAAUGCACGACGAGGACGUCAUCCACGGCGACUUAACUACGUCCAACAUGCUGCUGAGGCGUCCAGCAGGACAUGGAGAGUGUGAGCUGGUCCUCAUUGACUUUGGUCUCAGUUCUAUCUCUGCUCUGCCAGAAGAUAAAGGCGUGGAUUUGUACGUGCUGGAAAAGGCCUUCCUCAGUACCCAUCCCAACACAGAAGCACUGUUUCAGAAGAUACUGAAGACCUAUGCAGCAUCGUCCAAAAAGUCCGCAGCAGUCCUUAAAAAGUUGGAUGAGGUUCGAUUAAGGGGGAGAAAGCGCUCCAUGGUGGGGUGAAAAAUCAUAUCCUUUAUUGCUUGGAAUAAGAACACAAAGUACAGUUUACCCAUUGUAUAAAACACCAUAAGGUAUCAUCAUAUAAGUGACAGGAUAUUCAAUUAAGUCUAUUAGAUUACUUCAGUUUUUGAUGACGACUUUUGAAUUUUUUGGGAGACCGGUCUUGUUUUUGGACAAUAAAAAAUAACGAAAGAUAAGUCAUGUUUUUUGUUUUAACCCUAAUGCCAAGGUUUCUUAACCACAGAGUACCAUCUUCAAAACAAAGACAUUAAAAAAAGCUUAAUAUUUAAUGUCACUCAUUUAAUAAAUUCUAUAGAUUCAGUACACAUGUAGACAUAGAAUGCAAUAAUAUCUGUUGUGGUCCACGUUUAAGGGCCCCGCUUGGGCUGAUGCUCAUCCCAAGACCCACGGCUGACCAACUCUCCUGAUGUCACUACAUAUGAACCGGACUACUAUGCUAUUUGAAUUUACUUUGUCCAUCCAUCCAUUCAUUUUCUAUGCCACUUAUCCUCACUAGGGUCGCGGGUUAUGCUGGAGCCUAUCCCAGCUGACUUCAGGCAAGAGGCGGGUUAUACCCUUGACUGGUCGACUGGCUACCACACAAAAUGUACUUUGUAUAUACUAUUGUGUUGCCCACUCGACAUCCAUUGCAGACUGGUCAUCCUGGAAGGGUGAUUCCUCCCUCCUCAAGGUUUAUUUUUUCCCUAAAUGGGUUUUGAGUUUUUCCUUGCCCGGAUGGGGGUUCAGAUCAGGGGAUGUCAUCUAACGUUGCCUGCUUGUAAAGCACUUUUUGUGAUUAUGGGCUAGAAAUAAACUUUGACCAGUUCAUGCAAAGAAAAUGUCAACACAAAACACUGAUAACAAUGAUCUUUUUCACAUGUAGUUUUUUACUGUAAUAAAAGUAUAGUAUAUAAACAUUUUGUUUCAACUUUCCACAUUUGAAAACAUGUUAUACAAGUGGAAUAUAGAAAUAUUUGGCAAAAAUCAGAAUGUGCUGCUUUCUUACGUUAUGGAAUGGUCAUAAGGGAUAAACAUACUAGCAAAUGCCUAUACAUAAAUAUCUAAAAUGUGACUUAAGAUCCACAAAUAAUGACAUUUCAGUAGCUUGGAUGGGAGUGUACAAAAACAUCAAAUGAAAGCAGUAAGGAUAAGCGAGUGGCGCAAGCAGCAGUUGUGGCACUUUUGGCUUCUUCAAAGAACUAAGCGUGACAAGCAGCGUACCUUACAUGAUUGGCUCACACUGAUGAUGUGGUAGUUCUGUGUGUGUGGAAGAAGAUCAGCUGAAAUCUCGGUUGGUGAGGAUCAUAGGAGCCAGCAGGGUCCACACGUACAAACACAAACACAACCAACUGGAGGAGAUCUUCACCCACACUGCUGGCCACUUGCUGCUGAUGCUGUAGUCUGUAUUCGGACUACAAAGAACACUUACUUUACUACUUUCAUCCUGACUAUUUUGACAAUUCCACAUGCCUCUAAAAUACCGAUGUGGUGUCAACAGCUACCCACUGUGAUUUUUUGUUUUUAAUCAAACACUGUUUCAUUCACUAAUUACACACAAAUGAUCAUCCCUGAUCUAAUAUACAGUAUAUACAGCAACUGUUGUGCGUAUGGAUGCAAAGUGAGCAUCAAAUGUGUUUUGUAGGGGUGUGUGUACUGACCUGUACCAGUUAGUGAGGGUCAUCAUGAUGUACAGUGAGGCAAGGAAGAGCAUGAAAUGAAAAAAGGAGUAACUGUAUUGGACUAGGUCUUGCUCAUUGUCCUUCACCCGCCUCGGUCCACUUGUCUCAAUGGAUGAGUCCAGACUGCCGUCCUCUGCCAGGAUGGUGGAGUCUUUGGAGGCCAUGGUCAGUUUGUUCACCUGGCUGGUGCUGGAGGAUCGAAUGCUGCACAGAAAUAAACCAUUGCAAUGUUUUUCCUGUUUUCAUAUCACUUUCAUACUAUUUUCAUGUUGUGUUAAUAUCAUAUUCAUAGUGUUCACACUGUGAUUAUACAGUGUUCAUAGCAAUUUCAUACUCACUUCCUAUCAUAUUUAUUGUAACUCGAGUUAAACCAAAAAAGACCCCCGAAAUUUGAACCAAUUGUGGAACCAUCACAAUGGAAAAGCAAAGCACCAAAGAACCAGCUCCAAAAAAGCUAUGAACCAGUUACAGUGGGAAAAGAUGUACUGUUUACAAACCGUUUUCAUCAUGUUCAUAUUAUGCUCAUACCAUGUUCAGUGCUCAUACUGUGUUCACAACAAUUCCAUACUGUUUUCAAACUGUGUCCACACUGUUUUCAAACUAUUUUCAUACUGUGUUUAUUAGUAAAUAAGUGCUACACACCUCGAGUAGAUGAUGCAUAAGACGAAUAUGGCCAGGCCCACGAUGCUCUGAGCAUCCCACCAUUGCAGGUAAGGCGAUGUGAGGAUGGGUUCCUCUGUGCCAAUGAUCACCACAGCAGUCUGGUUUUCCAUCUCCAUGGGAGCUACAGUGGGCGCCGCCAUCUGCUGAAAGAUACUCAGCAGGCUUGGGUUGCAUGUUCGAUCUUAAACAAAAAAAGAAAAAAAAAACAUUUUAUUUCAUUAAUCACACAAUAUAAAGUAAAGUAAACUCACUACAUGCUUGUCAUCCCAUUGGAAAUUGUAGACAAAAACUAAACUCAUCAUACAGCAACUUAACACUCAAAAGGUAGCUAGGAAAUAUACAAGUACCAAUACA